Messenger RNA from Lycium ferocissimum, 959 nucleotides. Its product is annotated as multiprotein-bridging factor 1b-like. Gene Ontology annotation, molecular function: DNA binding. Lineage: Eukaryota; Viridiplantae; Streptophyta; Magnoliopsida; Solanales; Solanaceae. The coding region runs from base 82 to 504 and encodes 140 amino acids. The transcript has 4 exons. Gene Ontology annotation, cellular component: nucleus. The record is from RefSeq and is a predicted model, not a curated record.
UUUAAAGAGCGUAGUAACAAAGCGAAACAGAAGAGAUAUUAUUAUUUUCAUUUUCACAGAAGAAAAAAAGAAUAAGAAAAGAUGAGUGGAGGUUUUGCACAAGACUGGGAACCGGUUGUCAUCCGCAAAAAAGCCCCCACCUCCGCCGCCCGUAAGGAUGAGAAAGCCGUUAACGCCGCCCGCCGCUCCGGCGCCGAAAUCGAAACCAUCCGAAAAUCUACUGCUGGUACAAACAGGGCUGCCUCCAGUAGUACAACCUUGAACACCAGGAAACUUGAUGAAGAUACUGAGAAUUUGACUCAUCAAAAGGUACCAACUGAACUGAAGAAAGCCAUCAUGCAAGCUCGACAAGAGAAGAAGCUGACUCAGUCUCAACUUGCCCAGUUGAUAAAUGAGAAGCCUCAAAUCAUCCAGGAGUACGAGUCUGGAAAGGCAAUUCCAAAUCAACAGAUCAUCUCUAAACUGGAGAGAGCUCUUGGUGCGAAACUUAGAGGAAAGAAAUGAAGAGCCUUUUGGCUUCUCAAAUCUCUGUUCCAGUCCUAACUGUGGUCAUGUACAUGGAUAUCUUUUUCUGUUAAGCCUCUUUCUAUAACCCCUGUGAUGCUUAUGCGCCUGUGUAUGGAUUGAUGGUUGUGGAUUUCUUGGCUAAAUGGGUGUGUUACUUCUGUGGAAAAUAAGGCGUUUAUGCUCUUAAGCAAGGGAUGUUUGUCUUGUGCUUCCUGUUUGCUUUAGAGAAAGUUCCCAGUUCUGUGUGGUGUGAUUUUCCCAUCAUUCUUUCAGAUCAGAGCUUGGGAGACAUAAUUAGCAUAUGGGAAUAUGCAAAGUAUAUCCCUUUGCAGUGUGGAAUAUAAUUUGAUGCUGCAAUAUUAUACUAAUGGAAAUGUUUCUUCUAUAAAUAAAUAAAAAAUGGCAUAUGGGAAUGGUUUUGCAUGAGCGCUGUUCCUGCAUAUUAUGCAUUA